AUGUCAUUGUUAAGUGAUGUGGGUUUAUUGAGUUUUAUUAUUUUUUUGGUUUUAUUGCCGGUGAAUACAAGUGCGUUGACGACUUUUGGUAAAACUAGUCCACAAAAUCAAAAUCCACCCCCACCACCAACUCCAGUGGGCAAAGCGCGAGAAUGCAAAACGGAGUCAGAUUGCAACGCGAUACAAAAUACAACAUGCGUGCAAGAUCCAAAUGGUGAUAAAAAACGUUGUCUCUGCGGUGAUUUAUCGGCUCCUGUGAAUGGAUACUGUAGUUACCAAUAUAAAGCAUUACAUUCAAUGUGUAAUGACGAUAAUGAUUGCGGUGACGGCGCGGAAUGUAUACCCGAAAACACAACAUCUUCGGUAAAAAAAUGUACAUGCAAGGAAGAUUGGAUCGAAGAAAAUUUCAAGUGCAAUGGAUCAAUAACAUUUACUUCGUCAUUAUUUCUAUUAAUUUUUUCUAUCUUAAUCGUAAAACAUUGAAAUAAUUUACAAUCAACAUAAUUAUUUUUGAGGAUGUCAUUUUAUUUGAUACUGGACGAAAAAGAAGAAUUGAAUUUAUUUAUAUAUAUUUAUUAUAAUUUUCAUUAAAAUUAUUAUUUUGCUUAAAUAAAUAUCUGUUUUAUUUAAAAUAGCCUUUGCUAAAAUUUAUUUUUUACCUCAGUCCUCACCCAGAGGGUCCUAUUAUUACAAAGAAUAGAUUUUUUCAUAAUAUAGUUUUAUAAUUUUGAUAUUUCAGUAGUUUAUUACACUUUUAGUCCGGCUCGAAGGACCAAAAAGUGUGUUUUAGUAACAGAUAUCAUUUUAAAAAAAUUAGUCAUGUAUUUGUUUAUGAUAUUAUGGUCAAAAAAUGUUACUUGCCAUUUUUUGAGACUUUUUACGUUGGCUCAAAAGACCAUUAACUUUUUUUUUAACAUAGUUUUUAUAUUUGUUUAUGCUAUUGUAUUUAUAAAAUGUUAUUAUUAACUUUUUUGAGGACUUUUAAGUUGGCUCGAACGACCGAAGAAAUUUUUUGCGACUAAAGUUUUUUUUGAAAACAUAGAUUAUAUAUUUGUUUAUAUUAUUGUGGUUAUAGAAUGUUACUAUGAACUUUUUUGAGGACUUUUAAGUUGGCUCGAAAGACCAAAGAAAUUUUUUGUGACUAUAUUUUUUUUGAAAACACAGAUUAUAUAUUUGUUCAUGCUAUUGUGGUUAUAGAAUGUUAUUAUUAAAUUUUUUGAGGAUUUUUUAGUUGGCUCGAAGGACCAAGCACUAUUUUAGUGGUAAAAACUGAUUUAUUUUUGCUU
This is a messenger RNA of Microplitis demolitor, 1286 nucleotides long. RefSeq lists its product as uncharacterized. Lineage: Eukaryota; Metazoa; Arthropoda; Insecta; Hymenoptera; Braconidae. Bases 1 to 483 code for a protein of 160 amino acids. The transcript is spliced from 5 exons. The record is from RefSeq and is a predicted model, not a curated record.